UCUAAUCAAGCUGAUUAAAAAUUCCUGCGCGCGUGCAGGCGGAAAUCCACCAUCAUCAUCAUCCUCGUUCUCCGGCACUUUUACUUUAUUCUCGCGUCCAUCCUCCUCCAGGACAGCGACAGACGCGUGAGGACCCGAAAUCCGUCUUCAAUCGCGUCGUUUAGGAGGUUUAGAGAUGAGGAGAAGCGGCAGACAGCGCGGAGAGGGAGGGAUGAGCCGAUGCAACUCAUAAUUUAAUGGGGACAGAGAGAGAGAGAGAGAGAGAGAGAGAGAGAGAGACAGAAACAGAAGGGAAACAGAAAGAAAAGGACCGAGCGCGAAUGUUACAAAUGUAACAAGCGGAAGAUACAAUGUAGCGCUGACGUGCGUCAGGAAUGUUCGGAUGCUUUGAUGUUUCAUUCGACGUUCGAAAGUGUAUCGCGCACUUUUAAAGCUGCUUCGGAUCCGCAGAUCGGCUCGAGAUGAGAGGGCUUCGUGCUGUUGUUUGGCCAGAUGAGAGGCGAUUCACGAGCGCUUCUGGUCCUAUAGGCGCGUAUUGGUGAAGCUCAAUGGGAUGUGUAGGGAACGCUGGCGGUUACUUUUAUUUUUAAGCGUUAUUCUGCGCACAGAACGGACGGUGGAUGUGAUCGUAAACUCUAUUGAACUCGUUGCAUUUCGGCUUGAUUGCAUGCGACUACGGUCUUUAGCUCUCAUCACAUUUUAAAGUACUUUGCGCUUCGUCUAUAUGGUUCUACGUGUAUUAUGCGCUGUGAUUCAUGGCUUAGCGUUUGACAUUAGGUUUUGGCGUGGACGAUCUGGAAGUUUUCUAUGUUUCAGAAUAGAAUAGCUGACAUAAAACUGAUUUUCGAGUGAAGUUUGUGCUCCUCCUGCCAAAACUUGAAGUCGCUGUUCAUCCACAGCUCCUUUAUAUGUUCUUCUUAAAGUGGUGACAGUGCACAUUGGUGCUGAGAACCAUGGAGCAUCUCAGCGAAACAUGCCAGGGGAAGGAGAACUGUGAGAUGGUCAACAACCUGAAUGACACCAAGGCCCCUCCGGCCAAAAUGGCCCGCCUGGAACAGAACGGAAGCCCGCUGGGCAUGUCUCGUCUAGGUAGCACUGGAGCGAAACUCUCCGGAGUGCACUUCAAACCCCCUGGACAUCAUCUGAAGGCCUGCCACAAGAGGGGUAACAUGCUGCCAGUGUUUUGUGUGGUGGAGCACUACGAGAGCCCCAUCGAGUUUGACAGCAAAGAGGAACAUGCUGAGUUCGUUCUGGUCAGGAAGGACAUGCUCUUCAACCAGCUAAUCGAGAUGGCCUUGCUCUCCCUGGGCUACUCGCACAGUUCGGCUGCACAGGCUAAAGGUCUGAUUCAGGUGGGCAAGUGGAACCCCGUGCCUCUUUCCUACGUGACGGAUGCACCCGACGCCACAGUGGCGGACAUGUUACAGGAUGUGUACCAUGUGGUCACGCUGAAAAUCCAGCUACACAGUUGUCCUAAACUGGAAGACCUUCCUCCAGAGCAGUGGACCCACUCUACAGUAAGAAAUGCGCUCAAGGAGUUACUCAAAGACAUGAACCAGAGCUCUCUGGCAAAAGAAUGUCCCUUAUCACAGAGUAUGAUUUCUUCAAUUGUUAACAGCACUUACUAUGCAAAUGUGUCUGCGGCGAAGUGUCAAGAAUUCGGACGCUGGUAUAAACAUUUCAAGAAGACAAAAGACAUGAUAGUCGUGCGCCAGCCUUCCCAGCUGGAGGGCUACCUGGGGACGUGUGUCCUCCAUGACAGUCCACGUGCCACCACGUUAGCUGAGAUGGACAGUCUGUCUGAUCUUUCUCCACCCGGAACCAACCACCUCAGCUUCAGUCAGCAACCCAUCCCAGGCAGCACGGCCGAGCAGUCCCCAUCCCCGGUGCCCCUGUCCCACAGCAGUCAGGCCCCCGGCCGCGCUCAGCUCCCCGGUCUGCACCCCGGCCUGGUGUCCACCCCCAUCAGCCCUCAGCUGGUGAAUCAGCAGAUCGUCAUGGCUCAGAUCCUCAACCAGCAGUAUGCCGUCAACCGUCUCCUGGCCCAGCAGUCCCUGAGCCAGCAGUACCUCAACCACCCGCCCGUCAGCCGCGCGCUCAACAAACCGCUGGACGCGCAGCUGUCCAGCAACUCCGAGGUCUCAUUGGAGAUCUACCAGUGGGUCAGAGACGAGCUGAAGAGGGCGGGAAUCUCCCAGGCCGUGUUCGCCCGUGUGGCUUUCAACAGGACGCAGGUGAAGCCCAGCCCUCUGUCCUCAGAGUGGAACGGGAAAUCGGAGAACUGUGUGUUAAACAUCAACUCCUCCAUCUACGACGAGAUCCAGCAGGAGAUGAAGAGGGCCAAAGUGUCCCAGGCCAUGUUCGCCAAGGUCGCCGCCUCGAAGAGCCAGCUGUGCAACGACCACACCGUUAUCUCACAUAGCGAACAGUCUUCUGCUGAAUACAGGCCUCUGUGA
Messenger RNA from Sinocyclocheilus grahami, 2456 nucleotides. Its product is annotated as DNA-binding protein SATB1-like. The transcript has 10 exons. Gene Ontology annotation, molecular function: RNA polymerase II cis-regulatory region sequence-specific DNA binding; DNA-binding transcription factor activity, RNA polymerase II-specific. The record is from RefSeq and is a predicted model, not a curated record. Lineage: Eukaryota; Metazoa; Chordata; Actinopteri; Cypriniformes; Cyprinidae. Gene Ontology annotation, biological process: chromatin remodeling; regulation of transcription by RNA polymerase II. Bases 954 to 2456 code for a protein of 500 amino acids.